This is a messenger RNA of Megalobrama amblycephala (Wuchang bream), 6927 nucleotides long. It is a transcript of the gene hcn1, whose product is annotated as potassium/sodium hyperpolarization-activated cyclic nucleotide-gated channel 1. Gene Ontology annotation, molecular function: voltage-gated potassium channel activity. The transcript is spliced from 8 exons. Bases 1115 to 3847 code for a protein of 910 amino acids. Gene Ontology annotation, cellular component: membrane. Lineage: Eukaryota; Metazoa; Chordata; Actinopteri; Cypriniformes; Xenocyprididae. Gene Ontology annotation, biological process: transmembrane transport; potassium ion transport. The record is from RefSeq and is a predicted model, not a curated record.
AUUAAUGACAUAAUUUGCAUUUUUGGGUGAACUAACCCUUUAAAAUUACAUAACUUUCUAUAAACACACAUUUAAAAAAUCCUGCUUUCUUUCUUCUUUUCUAUCUAAAGCUUACUUUCACACUUGGCAUAGAGAUUAUGAAUAUCAGCUCUUUUACGAUAAAACGCUUGUGAUGUUCUUCAUUUGUAAGUAGCUUUGGAUAAAAGCAUCUGCUAAAUGAUUAAAUGUAAUGAUUAUGUUGCUAAAUUUCCUUUAGGUUUUUAUAAUGACUUUAAAUGAUUCAUCCAAGAAGAACAGCCAGUUCAGUCAGAACUGUUUUAUAAUAUUAGUUUAUACUGUUUAGAGACUUUUGUUUUCAAACUGUUACAUAAUGUGAAGUUGGUUUUGAACUGAUGCCAGCCUUUUGUUCAAAUAAUCAUCUUUUGGAUUGUGUCCAUAAAGUAAAAAGAGAAAACAGCCAAAAGAGAUGAAGUACCAUUCAGUUGUUCAAAAACUAAAAUAAAAAUAAAAUAAAGGUAUAAAAAUUCAAAAUAAUACGUUAUUAAAAUAUUGAUAUUUUUAUUUUUAUCGAAUUUCAACUAUAAUAGAACCUACCAUUACCAUAAUACAAAAUGUAUUAAAAAUGAUACACGAUUUUGUCAUUCCACAAACCCCUACGGCAUAUGAGAUUUUACUGACCGCCUUAACCACAGAGAUGUUAGUCUUUCAUAAUAUAAUUACCAUUUCAAUUCACCUCAUAAUAAAACAUGCCCUUCCCAAAUGCUUUACAUAACCCUGAUUUGCAUCUACAACAUCAUGUUCAAAUUGUGUUCCUUUGGCACCCUUUCAGUCUGGAAGCACAUCCGCGCAGGCAGCGCAGUGCGUCCGCGACACGCUCGGAGAGAAACGGGACGCGGGCCGCGCUCAAUCCCAACAGUAGAUGGCAGCAGCCCAAGAAAGCUGAUCCCGUCGGGUUCACCACUACUCUGCCUCUCAGUUGUGCAGCAGCACUCGCACUGGAGGCAGCGGUGGUUUGAGGGACGUCCAAUGAAACAGAAGAGCCGCCAGCUGCUCCUUUCGACUUUUACGCGUAGCCUGUCCUCCGCACCCGGAGACAGCACGUUCUGAAACCGCCAUGGAAGACAAAUCCAAUUCGUUCUCGAGCAACAAAGAGGAGAAAGUGGAUGGGAAUAAUGUGUUCCAGAGGCAAGACUCGAUCUUGAAGAACAGCAUGGGGAGCCAGAACAUGAAAGACCACGGCAACUCAGUGGGUGUCAAGGGGGACCGGGAAGAAGCCAUGGUCGGUUUUGACGAUAUAGACGCCGCGUCCAGGCAAUCCGGGUUUAUGCAGCGGCAAUUUGGAGCCAUGAUGCAGCCCGGGGUGAAUAAGUUCUCCUUGCGGAUGUUCGGGAGUCAGAAAGCCGUGGAGAAAGAGCAGGAGAGAGUGCAGACGGCUGGAUAUUGGAUCAUUCACCCCUAUAGUGAUUUUAGGUUCUACUGGGACUUGAUAAUGCUCAUCAUGAUGAUGGGGAAUCUUAUUAUCAUUCCUGUGGGAAUUACCUUCUUUUCCGAGCAAACCACCACCACCUGGCUCGUCUUCAAUGUGGCGUCGGACACCAUAUUCCUGGUGGACCUGGUCAUGAACUUCCGAACAGGAAUUGUGAACGAGGAGAGCUCGGAGAUCAUCUUGGACCCAAAGGUCAUUAAGAUGAACUAUCUGAAGAGUUGGUUCGUGGUAGACUUCCUAUCCUCCAUCCCAGUGGAUUAUAUCUUUCUAAUAGUGGAGAAAGGCUUCGAUUCGGAGGUCUACAAGACGGCCCGAGCGCUGCGUAUCGUACGCUUCACCAAAAUCCUCAGCUUGCUCCGUCUUCUCAGGCUUUCACGCCUCAUCAGAUACAUCCACCAGUGGGAGGAGAUUUUUCAUAUGACGUAUGACCUGGCGAGUGCAGUGGUAAGAAUCUUUAAUCUGAUUGGCAUGAUGUUGUUGCUGUGUCACUGGGACGGAUGCCUGCAGUUCCUGGUGCCUCUCCUGCAAGACUUCCCUCCUGAUUGCUGGGUGUCCUUAAAUGGUAUGGUUAACGACUCCUGGGGAAAGCAGUACUCUUACGCCCUAUUUAAGGCCAUGAGUCACAUGCUGUGUAUUGGGUAUGGAGCCAGGGCGCCCGUCAGCAUGUCAGACCUUUGGAUCACCAUGCUUAGUAUGAUUGUAGGCGCUACCUGUUACGCCAUGUUUGUGGGCCACGCCACAGCUCUCAUCCAGUCUCUGGACUCGUCUCGACGACAGUACCAAGAGAAGUACAAGCAAGUGGAGCAGUACAUGUCCUUCCACAAGCUGCCAGCUGACAUGCGGCAGAAAAUCCACGAUUACUAUGAACAUCGCUACCAGGGAAAAAUCUUCGACGAGGACAGCAUCCUUAACGAGCUCAACGACCCACUCAAGGAGGAAAUUGUGAACUUCAACUGUCGCAAGUUGGUGGCCACUAUGCCCCUGUUUGCAAAUGCAGACCCUAACUUUGUGACGGGAAUGCUGAGUAAGCUAAAGUUUGAGGUCUUCCAGCCCAACGAUUACAUUAUUCGCGAGGGAACCGUGGGUAAAAAGAUGUACUUCAUACAGCAUGGAGUGGCCAGCGUCAUUACCAAAUUCAGCAAAGAGCUGAAACUCACCGACGGAUCGUACUUUGGAGAGAUCUGCCUGUUGACGAAGGGUCGUCGUACAGCUAGUGUCCGCGCUGACACCUACUGCCGACUUUUCUCGCUGUCUGUGGACCAUUUCAACGAAGUCUUGGAGGAAUAUCCCAUGAUGCGCCGUGCUUUCGAAACGGUGGCAAUUGACCGCUUGGACCGCAUCGGGAAGAAGAACUCACUCCUGCUCCAGAAAUUUCAGAAGGAUCUGAACGCUGGCGUCUUCAACACUCAGGAGAACGAGCUGCUGAAGCAGAUCAUUCGGCAGGACCGAGAGAUGGUGAUGAUGGUGGAUCGGAAGCAAUCGGUCACGGGGAUGAACUCCACGCCGAUGUCUGGAAACUCCAUCAUUAACUCUCCCGCUCAGCCACCGUUCACUACAGCGACUGCUAUUCUUGGGAACAACCAAUUACAGCAGCAGGCCGCCCCACUAAGCUACAGCACCUCCGCCACUAUAACCCCAUCAGGCCGCGUGCCGCCCUCACAGGGCGUCACGUUUUCGGCGCCGAGCGUUUCUCACGGCAACUUGAGCACCUCUUCCCAGAAUCCCCCUACUCCCUUGCAGCAACCGGCGGGGGCAAUCAUGUCCCCUUGUUCGUUCACCACAUCCAUUUGCAGUCCCCCGGUGCAGACCCCUAUAGCCAGUCGAACAUUCCAGUAUGGAUCGCCGACGGCCUCCCAACUGUCCCUUGUACAGCAACCCUUACCCCAGCAGUCGUCGCCCGCCUCCAUACCACAACAACCGGCACAACAACAGCCGCAGCAAUCGCAAGGGGCGUCCCCUCAGAGAAGCGAUGUCCACAAGAGCGCACAGGUGCUCCAGUCAGGCAGCCUGAGCAAGGACUUACGCCACCUCUCUGCCUCGCAGCCGUCACUGCCCCACGAGACCUCAUUGGCUGCCCGAGCACACCCCACAUCAGGCGAAUCACUCGCUUCCAUUCAGCCACCCAUGGGAUCCGCGGCAGGCGUCCAGGCCCCGGGCUCCGUGCUGCAAAGCGGCAUCCGUACCAACGUCCCACAGAGGGUUGCCCUUUUCCGGCAGAUGUCAUCGGGCGCGUUACCGCCGGUGCGCAUGGCGCCUUCUAGUGCCCAGCACAGGGAUUCCACGGGCUCCAGGAGAGAGUCGGCAGUCUUAAGCAGUACAGAGACGGAACAAGACAAGAUGCGGUUCGCAUCGAAUUUAUGAUCCCAUUUUACUUUUUUCACAUUCAUUUUUUUUUUUUUUUUUUUUAAAGAUUGAUUUUUAUGGAGAGACAAAAAAUGGGGAAAAGACUUGUAUUUUUUUUCCUCCAACUUCCUCUGAAAAAAAUAACCUCAUAGCUAUCCUGUACAGAAUUUCCUUGUACUAUAUUUUAGACACACUUCCCCUUCAACUUAAGAAUGUAUAUUAUACAAAUAUAUAUGUGCGAAUCCAACUAGAAUAUUUGGCAUUGACCAUAUGGGAAAGAAAAAAAAAAAACUCUAGUAUAAACGCAAGUCUUCCUCUCUAACAUACGUGACUAUAACGUGUCUGAAGAUGUUCUUUUCUGUUGACGUUUUUCAUUACAGUUCAGAUUUUUCGUUUUUGGUACGGGAAUGCAAUGAUGUUUUUGAAUGUGUUUUUGUUGAAUUUUUGUUCUCGACGAGAAGAUGACAAAACAAGUCCAGCAUUCAGCAGCUUUUGGCAUCACUGUGGAAAAUGUUUGCGCAAAACAAACCUGGGAAAUACUGAAAUGUAUAAAAAGCACAUCUACAAACUUUUACCGGCUGGAAAAAAAAGUUAAUAUCAGAAAAUGCUCGGCGCACCAAAUCAAGGUGCAGUUCCGACAUCUGCAAUACUUCGUGUUGUGCAGUAAUUGCGUUGUGUUUCAAGACAGCCUUUGUGCAUUAAAGGGAAUAAAUGUGUUUUUUUUUUUUUCUGUUUUUUAUUUUAAUUUAGUUUCAUUUAUUUUUACGAAGGAUGUGUGGUCAAAUCGGAUGGUUUUAUUUUCUAUAUCUGAUUUCAGAGCGAGUCAGACAUUUUGAAAUGUCACUUAAAGACUGUACAUUUACAAUAUUUAUAAAACUAAAGAUUAUCACCAUUAUGCAAUAGACUGUGAUAUAAAGAUUACCUAUAUGUGUGUUGUACAUAGUUUUGUAGAACUAGUAUUUAAAAAAGUAAUGUGUGGUGCAUUUCAACAUGGCAAUGUCUUAUCUCUGUCAGCCGCCUGGGUAAUGUCUAUAUAUGCAUAUAUAUAAAUAUAUAUUCAAAUGGUAAUAUGUGACAACAAACAUCAGAAACAAUCAUUAGAGAUAAGAAAACCUUAAUGCAAAUAGUAGCACUAUACUGUAGGUAGCACUAUAUGUAUUCCAAAAUAUCUUGCUGGUCAAAAGUAAAGGUAUACGGGUGGGGUUUGGGGGGGGGGGGGGGGGGAUUGGGAUUCAUCAUCAACAUCAUCAGCUCAUCAGCAGCAAGGCUUAAUGCAAAUGUUACAUCACCAUAUACAUUUGACAAUCCGUAAAUGGAAAUCAAAUGUAUUUAUUUGAACAUUUCCUGGGCUGACGUAACAUCAGGAAGCCACCAGCUGUCUGUGUGCAUCAACAGACGCUUUCUUUUAUGAUGGUUUUAUAUUAAUAGUGUUCAUCUCAUGGAUCAGUAUUAUGUACACACUACUCUAACAUCAUACUAUUACAUAGAACUAGAUGUUCUGGUUAUGCAUUUUCCGUUAUUUUUCAUAUUUAAAGACUGUGAAAGCAUAACAUUUAUUUAUGUAUUUAUUUUCACUGUAUGUAAUGCUAGUUUUUAAAAAACAAAAACAAAAAAAAAACACAUCAACCUUUAAGUUUAACCUUUAUGCAACAUAAUAAUCUGUAAACCGACGGCACUGCAGACUGCAGAAACUAAUAUUCAAGAGUAAUUAUGUGAAUCCAACAAAGUGUCAGAAAGAAUAGAUGGACAAAUAUUCAAGAUAUUCAAAGAAAGAAAAACAGAAGCUGCUUUGCAUUAAGGUUUUUAUCUCUCCCGUUCGUCGAUUCAUCCAGUCUGGGGCUUAAGACUUUGAAAUGGCAUGUCAGUCGCCCGUAUUGGGCAUAACUAGAGGUAACUAGCAGCUGUGACUUAUUUGACUACUUUAAUUUAUUCUUACAAUACUGCUACCGAAAUUCGGUAGACUAAAGCAAAAACUUAUCUGACCUGUGCAAAGUCUCCAAGCCCCCUUGCACAAUGUCAAAAAAAAGAAGAAAAACCCCACUUGUGUCAGUUCUGUACCAGUGCAAAUCCCAUACAGCAACCAUAAACGCAUGCAUUAACAUGAAUACUUAAAAAGAGAAACUAUUUAAAAAAUGUUGAGAUUUAAAUGUAUUGUGAGAUUAUGUUUUUUUGUUUAUUGUCUGCCUAGACGUUCUCUGUGCGUAUCAGAAACAUUGAAUUUUCACGAAAAGGACAUUCUUAAGUAUUUGUGCCUAAACUAUAGCCAUGUUUCAUCCUGUUCCUUUCAUGAGUGUGACUCGUGUGUGUAAACACACACACACACCUGUGUGUAAACAAGUGUAUACGUGUUUGUUCAAUGUUUUCCAAUGAGAACAAAAAGCAAUGGGAAUGGCCAAAAGUAUCGGAGCAAAAAAAAAACAAACGGGAUCGCAGCGGUCUUUGCUUGGCAUUAACAAACUAGUGAAAAUACCAAGUAUAUCUAUUCGCAUUUAACAAACUAAUCAGUAUCGACUGGAAUCACGAUAGAUCCUGGGAAUGGUUAAAUGUGUGUGGGACUAAACUUUAUAGCCACUGAUGUUGUGUGGAAUGAAACUGGCCAAAGCGAAACUUUUCAGAUACAAACUUUCAUUGUGAAUUGCACUUUCUGUUUAAAGAGAGAGAGAGAGAAAUCUAGAAGCAGAAACAUAUACUGUACAUUAGUUGGUUAAAUAAAGGGGUUGAACACAACAAAAAGUGUUUAACUCUUGCUAUGCCAUAGUGUAUAGAAACUAGUGUACAGAUAUCUGCUACUUUUUGAUACUGUACUUGCCUUCGGAGGGGAACGCUUCCCGUGUUAAUGUGCUUUUUUCUCUCAGCUUUAAAUACUGUUAGAAUGGGAAGGAGAGACGCUCAUACAACAAUACACUUAAAAAAAAAAAAAUGCUGUCACUUUCUGAGGAGGUGUUUAAGAAAACCAGCACAUAUCUUCGUAUGUUUGUUUGUUUUUUAUUUAUUUUUAUCAUAUAUUUGUGUUUAUGUCAUGGGAAAUGAACAAUGCAAAAGAACAAGAGGGAAGAGUGAUGUUUUAAUAAAGGGAAAAACGAAAUGUUUGGUUUGCA